CGGCUCAGAUUCUUGGGCUUUCCCCUUAAUCUUACAGAGUUGACUGCAAUAUUUGACUGAGGCCAUCGGGGUACAAUUGAUGGGCAAGGUGAAGGCGCAGGAUCGACGACCAAGGAAAACAGGAUCGGAAACCUCGGUGGCACUGUAAUCGGUGCCAAUGGUCGUUACACACGUGAAAACACGAGUGUACAAUGGAGACGGGUCUACUUUUUUCGACGUAUCUGUCGUGACGCGGUCCGAACGGGGAUCAAAAGUUGA
Haemonchus placei is the source of this 258-nucleotide messenger RNA. The record is from the annotation of a GenBank genome assembly. NCBI's taxonomy places the organism in Eukaryota, Metazoa, Nematoda, Chromadorea, Rhabditida, Trichostrongylidae.